ACAGGGAUGUCAUGCUUUAAAACUCGAGAAAAUUUCCGGAAGACAAGCAGCGUGAAAUUUUACAUGAACUUUUUUUUCCUCCUUGACCGAAAUUAUUCACACAGUUAUUGUGUGAUUAAUAAUUUGAAUCGAUUCGAUUGGGCGAAAAGAUCGAUGUAUUUCAUGCAGGGUAACUGAGGACACUAACUUAAUUUGAGUUGCAGCUGAAUAGGGAUCAGAUUCGCUCGAGUCAUUGGGGUUUUCCAGUCAAAAUGCUGCUGUCUCUGGUCGUGCACACGUACUCGUUGCGGUACUGGCUUCCAGCGGCGGUGAUGAUAGGCACUGCUCCUGCUUAUCUGCUGUCCUGGAGCGCCUGGCGGCUACUGUCCACUGUACUACCGUCCAAUCUCUAUCACACUGUGGAUGACUGUGUAUAUUCAGCGUAUCAGAGUAUGGUACUGUUCUUCUUCGAGAAUUACACAGGAGUGGAGACUGUCAUUUAUGGGGACAUACCAAAGAAGAAGGAGAAUGUGAUUUACCUGUCAAACCAUCAAUCCACGGCUGAUUGGAUCAUUGCCGACAUGUUAGCGAUUCGACAAACUGCACUUGGACACGUUAGAUAUGUCCUGAAAGAUGGUCUGAAGUGGCUUCCUUUGUAUGGAUGGUAUUUCUCACAGCAUGGAGGUGUGUAUGUGAAGAGAAGUGCCAACUUUGAUGAGAAAGCCAUGAAAAAGAAAUUAUCUUCUCAGACAAAACUGGGUACACCUAUGUAUCUUGUCAUCUUUCCAGAGGGAACCCGCUACAACCCUGAGCUCCAGAAAGUGAUCAAUGACAGCCAGGCUUUUGCUGCUAAAGAAGGACUUGCUGUGCUGAAGCACGUUUUAACUCCAAGAAUGAAAGCAUCACACGUUGCCAUUGAGACUAUGAAGGAACACCUGGAUGCUGUAUAUGACAUAACCAUUGCAUAUGAGGGAAAACUAACAGCAGCCGGCCAGAGACAUCCAGCUCCUACAAUGCCAGAGUUUUUGUGCAAGGAAUGCCCCAGGGUGCACAUCCACUUCAACCGAUUGGACGUGAGGGAAAUUCCGGUGGAGCCAGUGCUCUUCCGGAGAUGGCUACAUGAAAGAUUUGAAAUCAAGGACAAGCUUCUGACUACUUUCUAUGAUUCUGAAGACCCUGAGAAAAAGUGCAGGUUCCCUGGAGAAAGCCAAAAGUCACCUCUUAGUCUUACAAAGACAUUACCUUCUCUGUUGAUUUUGGGUGGCCUCACUUUACCAAUGUUGUUAACAGAGUCAGGUAGAAAACUAUAUCUCAAUACCUGGCUUUAUGGGACUCUGAUUGGAUGGGUGUGGGUAAGUGUAAGUCCAUAAACUUACCAUACUGAAAAAAAAAUCCAUUCUGACCACUCAGAUGACAAUUAUCAAUCUUUAUUACCCACCAUAGUUUCUUUUUGGCUCAUAUUAUACUACUAACCAAGAGGCUUUUUAUUGUUUUUCAUUUGUUUUAUUUCAUACUCCCAUCUGUCAGAAGGAAAACAGUAACGCUGUGUCAUCACUGCAAAUGAGUAUGAGAUACAAAAAAACGAAAACGUUCCAUUGUUAGCAUAAUAUGCUUGCAGCAAUGUAGACUGAUAUUCAUAUUUUUAUUUAUAAUUAGAAUGUUUCAGUUUUUUGAUGUCAUCAUUCACUUGAGGUGUAGACCCAAUGUGAGGUUGUUUUCACAUUUACUCAGUUUAGAGUCCAACUCUAAUUUGUAAUGCACAAAUGGUAAACAAUGUGUAACACAGAUACAAUGAUUUAACUAUAGCGGUCUUGAAAAAAAGUCAUUUAACCAUAUAAUUGGCCUUGUGGA
Molecule: messenger RNA, 1830 nt
Organism: Carassius carassius (crucian carp)
Lineage: Eukaryota; Metazoa; Chordata; Actinopteri; Cypriniformes; Cyprinidae
Gene: agpat5
Product: 1-acylglycerol-3-phosphate O-acyltransferase 5 (lysophosphatidic acid acyltransferase, epsilon)
Exons: 8
Coding region: 252-1349 (365 amino acids)
Cellular component (GO): endomembrane system; mitochondrion
Molecular function (GO): acyltransferase activity
Source: RefSeq, a predicted model, not a curated record